Molecule: messenger RNA, 1466 nt
Organism: Aureobasidium pullulans EXF-150
Lineage: Eukaryota; Fungi; Ascomycota; Dothideomycetes; Dothideales; Saccotheciaceae
Exons: 2
Coding region: 54-1466 (470 amino acids)
Biological process (GO): retrograde protein transport, ER to cytosol; endoplasmic reticulum unfolded protein response
Cellular component (GO): endoplasmic reticulum lumen
Source: RefSeq, a predicted model, not a curated record
ACGGUGAUGAUCUGGACUUGUGUCUCUCGACAAGGAAGCAGACGCACUUCAAGAUGAGGAGUUUUUGGGCCUUGCCCGCUCUGCUGCGAGUAGCGGCCGCUGCUCAGAAUACCUUCAGUGUGCAAGAUGAUGUUCUUGCCUUCCCCCAGUUCUCGGUCGACUUCCCAGAAGGCCACAUCUCAAACCUGCAGGCUCAGGCGAGACUCUCCGAUCCCAAGGCUCAAUCCGACGACCUUUCCCUCGCCUCGGCGACCGACCAUGGGCCACAAGCUUCCAAGCCGCGAUACGACUACGAGGAAGUCGUUUUAGCAAACCAACACUACCUGUGCCAGAUCCCGCGCAUAGUCGAGCAACCUCCCGCAUCGCAACCCAACGAGACUCUGUCGAAGCAGGAUCAUGAAAAAGAGCUAGUUCGCGCAAACGAUAGGGGCUGGGAGUUGCUCAAGGGCAUGCAAGGCAAUUGCAUCUACUUCUGGAGCGGAUGGUGGAGCUACAGGUAUUGCUACGGCCAGGGCGUCAAGCAGUUCCAUCAACUGCCUCCCUCCCAAGGCGUCCCCGCCUAUCCUCCUGUCGAAGAUCCCGGUGUGCCCGGCUUCAUGCUUGGCGCCGUACAAGACCAGCCCCAUGAUACCAGCCAAGAGAAGCAUCCUGACGACAAGGCUAUUGGCAAGCUCGAGACCCGCGGAGAGAGCAGGUAUCUCGUACAGCGUCUAUCCGGUGGCACCCUCUGCGACUUGACGGCUAAAGAGCGACGCAUCGAAGUCCAGUUCCACUGCAACCCUGCCACUUCGGAUCGCAUAUCCCUCAUCAAAGAGGUUGCGACAUGUGCCUAUCUCAUGGUCAUCCAGACUCCACGUCUCUGCAACGACGUCGCCUUCCAGCCUCCUCAGAAGGACCGUGCCAACAAGAUUGCCUGUUCGCCCAUUCUUGCUGAAGACCAAGUGCCUGAAUACGAAGCCGGCAUUGCUGCUGCUUCCGACAUCCUUGCAGCCACCGCUCCCAACCCAACCGUCGAUUCGCAAUCCAAGGGGCCUAUAAACAUCGGCGGUAUCACCGUCGGUGCACAUAAAUGGGUCCCUGAAGGCAGCAAGAUAGAAAAAUCUGCCAUCGUGGGAGGCGGCAAGGAAAAGUUUGUCGAGACCAUCGCCGACAGCUUCGGCAAAGCCAUGUCUGCAGAGGAAUUGAAGAGGCUCGGCCUUGGUGAUGCGAAGAGCGUCGAAAAGUUGAAGAAGGAACUGGAAAAGAUUGCAGGUGGUCAAGGCUGGGAGCUCAAAGUCUUUGACACUCCCGAUGGCCGCGAAUACAGAGGUGUUCUGUUAGGCGACGAUGAGGAUGAUUCCGCGAAGCAAGAAACCGCUCAAACGACGGGCGCGAAGAAGGAUGAGUCCAAGCCCACCAAAGACGUUCCUUCCGACGACGAACAGAAGCCAGAGGGUUCUGAGGAGACGUACAAAGACGAGCUAUGA